Molecule: messenger RNA, 3097 nt
Organism: Hemicordylus capensis (graceful crag lizard)
Lineage: Eukaryota; Metazoa; Chordata; Lepidosauria; Squamata; Cordylidae
Gene: PLEKHG7
Product: pleckstrin homology and RhoGEF domain containing G7
Exons: 13
Coding region: 37-1443 (468 amino acids)
Biological process (GO): Rho protein signal transduction
Molecular function (GO): guanyl-nucleotide exchange factor activity
Source: RefSeq, a predicted model, not a curated record
CAUAGCUCAGUGGUGGUGAGUUUGCUUGGAUUUGAGAUGUUCCCAGGAGACCUCUUGAUAUCAGACAGUGCAGCAGAAUUCCUACGCCAUUCAGCAUCACUGCAAAGUUCAGAAUCCAAAAAGUCCUGGUGGCCAUUUGCUAAAAAAGGAACUGAUAAAGAGAAACACAAACAAAUAUCAGACCUCGGAAACUGCCUUUCCACUGUAACUAUCAAUAUAUCAGAGUGUCAUGGGUAUGAAUUUCAUAGUGCUAAGGAUAAGGCCUGGCAUGAAAUCAUGGAGAUGCAUCAAGUUGAGCAAAAAGCCACUGAUGAUCAAUUAGACACAAAGAAAAAAGAAGCAUUCUGGGAGCUUUUCACAACCGAAUGCACGUAUUUCCUUGAUCACCUACUGGUUCUCAAAGUGGUGAGCCUCAACUUCGUGACCAGGUUCUUUAGUGCUAUAAAGGAUCAUCUUGUCAAGCCUAUGUCCUCCAUAGAUUUCAUCUCUGUGCUUGAAGAGUGUUUCCAAGGGAACUUGUGUCAGAGUCACCAGAUCUACUGCCUGAAUUACACAUCUGCUGUCUUUUACUUGGAAAAACUGAAGAAAAGAGAAGACUUUGGAAUCUAUUUGAAAUGGUGUGAACAGAACGAACUGUGCAAACGACGCCAUCUGUCAGAACUGCUGGUUGCACCUUUACACAAAUUGACCCGCUAUCCUCUCCUCUUGAAGAAUAUCUGGAAAAGUACUGAUGCAGCAGAGAAAGAGAUCAUCAGUUCAAUUAAGGAAAAGGUGGAAAAAUCUAUAAGGGAUUUGGAAGGGAAAGUGAAGUGGCUAGAUAAUUUCCAGAAAUUUAAACAGCUUCAGGAAAUCAUAAUUUGGCCUCCACUUUGGGAUCAAGACAAAAGAUAUUUUGUUCCUGAGUGUCUCAAGCACAUACUAAGGGACAACCAAACUGAAAACAUCUUGUCACCUACAAAGAGAUACCUUCUUCAUGAGGGAAGACUUACUCUUGCAGAACACAUAAGACUCACUGAGGUCUACCUGUUUUUGUUUGAUGAUUUGCUACUGAUUACAAAACCUAGCCGCCAGAAGAAGAAAGCUGGGGGUUCUGACAUGAGGUUAAUACCUGUCUGCCCUUUCCUCAAACCUGAGUUGCAGUCUCUGGUUGAAGACAGCACUUCUUGCACAGUGCUUGAUCAACCUAUUCCAUUAGACAGAAUAAUACUAAAAAAUAUUGAUCCAUUCCAUGUAACAGUUUUUGGACAGCGAAAUGCUUUCCUAAUACAGCAUGAAAACAGGUAUCAACAGUGUAUAGCAGCAUUCUUAUUACAAGCACAGACUGAGUCUGCCAAGAAAACAUGGAUGUUGCAGAUGGAGACUGCAAUCUCAGCUUAUACAAAGAGACACCUAUCCCCCCAAACCUCAUGUUUCACUUCACCUACUGAAUCAUCUGAAAUUUAAUUGUGGUCAGUUGUGAACUGGGCAUUGUAACAAAUUUCCUUUUUUUAAAAAAGUGAACUUUUUAAAUGUUUGUGCACAUUUCUGAGCCAGGAAAGGUGAAACUCCAGGAGUCUAUUCUGGCUAAAGCAGAGUUCAGAAAAGAAAAAUGACCACUAGGAUGGUCACACAAUGCUAGUAUGCCUUUUAGUUCAUCAAAGAGGGAGCUUCCAAGUAUCAUGCUCUAGUUGUGCUGUUUCAUGUCAAGACGAGGAGAAAAUAAUUUGAAAGAGAUACGGCAGACAAAAAGAAAAAUCAAGUAUCAAUAAAUCAACACCCUUCAAACUGCCUUCAUAACUUAUUCUGCAGUCAUGAAGAAGCCUGCCCCAAGUAUAUUGCUAGCUAAACACAAAAAAGUUGGUUCUUGACAGAAUUCCAAACUACCAAAGGAGAAAAAUCACCACCUGCAUUUUUCCCCCUUCCUUCAAAAUGGCACUCCUUGGAUUAGGUUGGCACCCAAAAGUUCGUUUUCUUUUGGCCAAAGUGACAAUUUUUUCUGAAGUGCAAUUACUUUCCUCACCUCAUGGUGAGAUUUGGGAAGGAAUCUCAUCUGCACACUGAGACAGCUGCUUACCACAUCCUGAAAGACAUCUGAGAAUGUGUCUAAGCCAGGAUGGGAAAUGUAAUUUGCAUGCUCCAAUCAGAGAUGAGAAGACUACAUCAAACAUGCUGAAACUGCAAGGAGAAAGAAGCUUGAAUUGACACCAUCACAUUAAAGUGUUUGUACAAAUUGGCUCUGAGACCUAACAGAAUCAAAGCUUUCACUAAAACCUUUUUAAAAUGUUCAUUCUGGGGAAGCUUUGAAAGCCAUUUAAAAUGCAGCAGAAGGGCUGCUAUUAAAGUAAAAGAAUGCAGUUGUGCCUUUCUACACGAGGGGUGGGGGUUGCUGGAUCACAGCCUAUAACAAUCCAUCAGACACACCUGCUGUUUUUAACAAUUAAUGUUACAUUGAGCAGUGAGAGGAUGCUGCAAAAACAAAAACAGAGAGGCUGAUUGAAACAUGCGGGAGGGGUUGGUGCUCCUCAGAUCUGUAGUAUAAUCAUGAGAAAUCUGCAUAUGCAACCAGGAAGGACAUAGGAAGCUGCCUUUUACCAAGACAGGCCGCUGGUCCAUCUAGCUCAGUAUUAUCUCUACACUGACUGGCAGCAGCAAUCCAAGGUUUCAGGUAGGAGCCCUUCCCAGUCCCUGGCCCUACCUGGAGAUGGCAGGGACUGAACCUGGGCCUUCUGCAUGCAAAGCUGAUCUCCUGCCACUGAGCUGUGGCUCAGAUUAGCUCCCCACAGUGGUUUGCUAGAUCACAGAGUAAUAUCCUUAAUGGUGCUGCAGUUCCCUGGGGUUGUCAACACUGGCAGGGAUACUUCCCACAUAAUCUGGCCAGUUCACCGGGGGUGGGGGGGUGCGACUCUUCCAGCAGCAGCAAUAUUGCUUUCAGGCUAAAAAAAACUGCUGAAUGAAGCAUGAUGGCACUGAUAUCAACAGCCAUUGGAGGUGACCCACAUUUAUUGUUAUCAGGACUGGACUGGCCAGGGAAAACAUGCUUCUUAAGUUUGACCACAAUCAGAAUUUGCAGAUGAAUACAACCAGGAAGUCAAUAUAGUGAGGUAGCUUUCUGCAUCUU